GGACCUAGCAAUCUCUGCCAUAGUUGUCGUAACUUUUGCCUGAAAGAAAUAAAACAUCAUGGUAUUUACUUUUGCCACCCUCCGCCACCAGUGACAUAAGAAACCAGGGCUGGCGGCCUUUCGAGGGAAAUCCCUAAAAUGUGGCGUGUUUUCAGGUGCAUCAGGCAUCCAUCUGGGCUGCUAGGCUCCCGGGGUCCUUCACUGGCCUCCGCUGGAUUUGGACAACCGGCAGAAGCGACUGCCAAUGAGCUCUGCCGUGUACCGCCGUGGGCAGGGCUAGCCUUUAAAGGAGCCGCGACCCGUUAGCAAACUCGAGGGUGACCCGGAUGAUGGCGGCCGGUGCGGCCCUAGCCUUGGCCCUGUGGCUACUACUGCCGCCAGUGGGGGUGGGAGGGGCAGGGCCCGCACCUAUCCAGGACGGCGAGUUCACGUUUCUGCUGCCUGCGGGGAGGAAGCAGUGUUUCUACCAGUCCGCGCCGGCCAACGCAAGCCUGGAGACAGAGUACCAGGUGAUUGGAGGUGCUGGACUGGACGUGGAUUUCACGAUGGAGAGUCCUCAGGGCGUGCUGCUGGUCAGCGAGUCCCGCAAGGCAGAUGGGGUGCACACGGUGGAGCCCACAGAGGCUGGGGACUACAAGCUGUGCUUUGACAACUCCUUCAGCACAAUCUCUGAGAAGUUAGUGUUCUUCGAACUCAUCUUUGACAGUCUACAAGAUGAUGAAGAGGUUGAGGGCUGGGCAGAUGCGGUGGAGCCUGAAGAGAUGUUGGAUGUCAAGAUGGAAGACAUCAAGGAGUCCAUUGAGACCAUGAGGACUCGGUUGGAGCGUAGCAUCCAGAUGCUGACACUGCUGCGGGCCUUUGAGGCACGUGAUCGAAACCUGCAGGAGGGCAACCUGGAGCGGGUCAACUUCUGGUCAGCUGUGAAUGUGGCUGUGCUGUUGCUUGUGGCCAUCCUGCAGGUCUGCACACUCAAGCGAUUCUUCCAGGACAAGCGCCCCGUGCCUACGUAGCCCCAGUCAUGGAUGGAAAAUGGGGAAAGGAGGGCAGCAGGGCUUGUGUAUGAGACUUGGGGUCCCUUCCCCAUCUUAGUUUCCUAUGCAAGGAGACUGUGCAGUCUGGGACUGAGCUGUGACUUCCUUGAGACCCCCGGUCCUGGGUAGGGAACACAGGCUGGCUUGCAGGCCUGGGGCCCCCAGGACUUAGAGAGGGAGGGAGAGCUCAGCAGUGGCACUAACUUUCCUGGAAAUCAUGCAUAGGGCCUUAGUAAUGUUAGAAUGCAACCCUUACAUUUUCUGGCUGCUGCCUCUGCCCCCUACCGUGAAUGUGCCUUAGUCAGAGUCUUCCAGCCUACACCAGUGCUGCCCAGUAAAGGAUGGGGCCCAGAAAGCAAACUUCUCUGACUGCUCCCCACCAGGGCCCUCUGAGCCAGGUCAUGGUGGGAGGGAGCUUGCUGCUUUAGGGACCCCAUGCCUUUCUCUCUGUCACCAACCAAAGGCCUCUUGCUGAUGCUGCUGGGAGCAGCUUCUAGGCUGGGGAGGUGACAUGGCUGCAGUAUUCUUGCCAAGAUAGUCACUUUAUUGACAAGGAGGAGCCCCUGGCCCCUCAGCUCCACAGGAAGCAGGUUAUGAGGUUUGGUGACAGAACACUUGGAGUAAGGCCUGUAAUCUCCUGCCCCUCCCAGUCUCUGCAGGGUCCCCAGACAGGGCUGAGGGAUGGCCCAACCCAAGCCUGUGCAGGAGCCUCAUGGAAUAAAGGGCAGUCUGGCCUGGGUGCCAGAGUCAAUAAAUUAUGGUCAGAAAAUCAUAAAGCCUGGUGAUUGGGGCUCAGAGACACGAGCUAGGAUAGACCUGCCCCAAAGGGGCAGCCAGGCAGGAGGGAGGGGUCUCCCACGAAGCUCAGAAGAAAGGUCGGGCGGGAGCCGAUGGACGUGGUCUCCUGGGCACAAGAGAAAAAUCAGAAAGCAAAUUUUAACUGUGUCCCUAGCUGAGCUAGAAGGCCUGGGUGUCCAAGAGGGCAAGAGGAAAAAGUGGGACCUGGGAGUAGUUCUCAAGAC
Molecule: messenger RNA, 2053 nt
Organism: Talpa occidentalis (Iberian mole)
Lineage: Eukaryota; Metazoa; Chordata; Mammalia; Eulipotyphla; Talpidae
Gene: TMED1
Product: transmembrane p24 trafficking protein 1
Exons: 4
Coding region: 327-1010 (227 amino acids)
Biological process (GO): intracellular protein transport; endoplasmic reticulum to Golgi vesicle-mediated transport; Golgi organization
Cellular component (GO): endoplasmic reticulum-Golgi intermediate compartment; endoplasmic reticulum; COPII-coated ER to Golgi transport vesicle
Source: RefSeq, a predicted model, not a curated record